GCACUUGGUUUAAACUCUGGUUUCGUUUCAGCGAGAGUCAAUCAUGAAGACUGUGAAAGGCUUCUGCGUCCUUUUCAUGCUGCAUCUGGGUUUCUUUGACUCUGGAAGGACUGGGAAAGUACUUGUAUGGCCUGCAGAUUUUAGUCAUUGGAUUAAUAUAAAAGUGAUUCUGGAAGAACUCCACCAUCGUGGGCACGAGAUAACUGUUCUGGUACCUUCACCAAGUCUCCUGCUUGAUCAUAGCAAGAUUCCCUUUAAUGUGGAGAUCUUCCAACUUCCAGUAACUAAAGAAACUCUCAGGGAAGAACUCGAUACCAAUAUCUAUACAGUUUCUUUUGAACUACCAAAACUAUCCUGGUGGGACAUGCUAAUAAGAUCUAGAGAAAUGAUAAACAAUUUUUUAGCAAUACCCAAAAGACUAUGUGAUAGUGUUAUUUCAAAUAAGGAUUUGCUCAGCAGACUACAGGCAGCUAAGUUUGAUAUCUGUUUGGCUGACUCUUUAAACUUUUGUGGGGAGUUGGUGGCUGAGAUCCUCGAUAUUCCAUUUAUAUACUCUUUACGGUGUUCCAUUGGGAAUACCAUUGAGAGACUGUGUGCUGGGCUUCCGAUGCCUUCUUCAUAUGUUCCAGGCAUUGCAUCAAGACUGACAGACAACAUGACUUUUAUACAGAGGCUGAAGAAUUGGUUGUUGUAUACAAUGGGUGAUAUAAUCAAUUUAUAUUAUAUAUUUCCAGAAUGGGAUGCAUAUUACAGCAAAGUUUUAGGAAAACCUACCACAUUAUGUGAGACUGUGGGGAAAGCUGAAAUGUGGUUGAUUCGAACUUACUGGGAUUUUGAAUUUCCUCAACCGUACUUACCUAAUGUUGAAUUUGUUGGAGGACUGCACUGCAAGCCUGCGAAGCCCCUACCGAAGGAGUUAGAAGAGUUUGUCCAAAGCUCUGGAGAAGAUGGAGUUGUGGUGUUUAGUCUGGGCUCAAUGGUCAAAAAUCUUACAGAAGAAAAGGCUAAUAUGAUUGCAUCAGCCCUUGCCGAGAUUCCACAGAAGGUUCUGUGGAGAUACACAGGAAAGAAACCAGAUACACUGGGAGCCAAUACCCAGCUAUAUGAAUGGAUUCCACAGAAUGACCUUCUUGGCCAUCCUAAAACCAGGGCUUUUAUCACUCACAGUGGAACCAAUGGGAUCUAUGAAGCUAUUUACCAUGGGGUGCCUAUGGUGGGAAUCCCCUUGUUUGGUGAUCAGCAUGAUAAUAUUGUUCGUGUAAAAGUCAAAGGGGCAGCUGUUGAAGUUGAUUUGCACACAAUGACAAGUUCUGAUCUGCUGAAUGCUUUGAAGGAGGUUAUUAACAACCCUUUCUAUAAAGAGAAUGCUAUGAAGUUAUCAAGAAUCCACCACGAUCAGCCAGUGAAGCCCCUGGACCGAGCAGUCUUCUGGAUCGAGUUUGUCAUGCGUCACAAAGGAGCCAAGCACCUACGCCCAGCCCUCCACAACCUUUCCUGGUACCAGCACCACUCUUUGGAUGUGAUUGGGUUCCUGCUGGCCUGUGUGGCAACUACUAUAUUUUUGGUCACUAAAUGUUGCCUGUUUUGUUGCUCGAAGUUUGGUAAAACCACAAAGAAGAAAAAGAGAGAAUAGGAUUUGGUUUUUCUGUUCAGUUUUUUUGUUUGUUUGUUUUUUUAACAAGUUGGGUGGAAACCUUGGUGGGGCCCAUCCAAAUCAAUCCAUCCGCUGACUUGAACUGAUUGCUCUCCUACUCUUCAGGGUUCUUGUCCAUUUCUCAGCUUAUCAAAUCAAAGAUCAAAGACUCACCCCCGAAAUGUGCCACAUGAUUCACAAUUAAAGUUUCAAAUUCUUUCCCAAAAAUCUAUUCUUUAAGAAGAGAAAAUAAACAAAUAAACACAUGGAGUUGCUACCAUAAAGACUUAGUGCUUUAUUCAUAGCUUUCAGUUCAACAAAUUGUGAUGUUGUCUGAGGCCUUAGGAACAAAAUGGUUAAUUUCGUUUUCAGCAUUGAUCACAUUGAACACUUUCUAAAUACGUAACAUUAUCCUGGGGCCAGUGUGUUAUAGUUCUUGCAUGUUCUCUAAAGGAAUCAGGCAAGAGUAGUGCAGAGCACACUCCAGCCAGAGCUUCCCUUCAGGUCAGGAAGAUCAGGAGGCUGUCAGGGUUUCUCCUCUGCCGUAAGGCACACUUGAUGCCAUCAAUUUAUUUUCAUCUGACACGUCAGACUGUGUCCCCCUUGCACUACAAAACACGCUUUUUUGCCUUUGAUUUGAAGAUUGCUCUUCGUUGGGAAUUAAUAAUGUUAAUUCUUCAUUUGGAUUGUAACACUUUUGUAGCUUCAGAGAAGUAGCUGAACUUCGUAAGUUAGCAUGAUUGAUGGUACAGUGGAGUAAGUGACUGGAAAUAAAUACCUACUUUAUAAAAGUAACUAAUGAGAGGUGGUAACGUGCAGUGGUAGAGUGUGUGUUUACCAUAUAUGAGGUCCUGAGUUCAAUCCUCACUAUCUCCCUUAAGAAAUAAAGUAACUAGAAAUUUUAUUUAAUUCUUUUUUAUAUUAAUUAUACUGAUAAAUAUUUGUAAAGCAGCAGCAAACUAGUUUCAGCUGCACUGCAGAUACUUUGAGGGGGAGAGUCCAUCUCUCAGAACUGCUCUUUGCUAAGGGGGUGAUUUUUCCAUCUAAUCACAGCCUCAGGACAUUGCCCAUUUCUUGCUUUUACUUUGCCCCAUCACUUCUCCUACUUCUCUCAGGAACUGUAUUGUGACCACUCUAUGAAGCACAAGACUUAGACUUCUGUUAAAAAGCAUUAGCCAGAGAUCUGCAGUAAACAUGAAGACACAAGUUGCAUUUUCAUACAAAUAAAGAUGUCUCUUAAUUUCUUUCCUAAAAAAAUGUAUCUUCUAGUAUGUUUGCCAGUGUUUUAGCCUUGAGGUCAAAAACUAUUCAAUCUAACUGUGAUGGCAUUACAUAGUAACCAAGUUCAUUAAGUAAUUGCAAUGGACUUUGAGAAUUAUAACCUAAACUUAAGAGAACCAAAAUUACAGCUCUAUCUUAGAACAAAUAUAAAUCAUUUCCGCAAUUUUCUGGUUUUGACAGUAAGAAUGGCACAAUUAAGAGCAAGUUAAACAUAAACUUAUUCUUAGAUGGGCAAUUAACUAUGAAAAGAUAUAGGAAAAGUAUAUUUUUUAAUUUUAUGAGGUUUUGAAAUAAUUAAAAAAUUGUAAUGCUUUAAUGUAUAAUUUUUUCAAAACGGUAAACACUAAUGUUGUUUGUUUUCAGAUCUAAAUCAUGUAAUCAAAGCAGUAAUUUACCACAAUGCUAAAUCAUUUAUUCUGGCAAUGAGAUAGUGUUCUUUUCUAAA
Molecule: messenger RNA, 3359 nt
Organism: Vicugna pacos (alpaca)
Lineage: Eukaryota; Metazoa; Chordata; Mammalia; Artiodactyla; Camelidae
Product: UDP-glucuronosyltransferase 2C1-like
Molecular function (GO): glucuronosyltransferase activity
Source: RefSeq, a predicted model, not a curated record